AUGGAUUGGAGAAGUACCAAAAUUUUACUGGCGUCAACAGCUACAGUAGUUGUCGCGUCUCAGGUAGUAAAGAAUUUGUAUAAAUACUUUUUUCGUACUGAAUCAAAAAAACUACCUGAGGCUAAUGAAGAUGACGCAUGUAACGAAGUUCUCACCUUCAAGAACCGUGAAAUAAAUGAUGUUAUUUUAUUCUCCGAUGAUGUUGUCCGUCACACUAUAAGAGUGCCACCUAAUAAGGACAUAACCAUUUGUGAAAGUAGAGAGCUCAAUUGCUUCAAAUUGAUGAAAUAUAUAAAAUCAGCACGUGAGACUUUAGACGUCUGUAUGUAUUUAAUUACCAGCAACGAAAUUGCCGAACAAAUUAUACGAUUGGGUCAGAAACAUGUAUUGGUAAGAAUAGUGGUUGACAGUGAUAUGGCAUAUACACCACCAUCACAAAUCAAAAGAUUGAAAGAGUUCAGCUUUAUCCAAGUGCAAACUAACAAAAAAUCGAUUUUGAUGCACCAUAAAUUUUGCGUGAUUGAUGGACCUAAGGCAGUGAAGCGUAAAAAUAUUCUCAAGGCAUAUGCAGAGAAACUGAAUGUGCACGCCCAGUUUACAAAUACAAGGAUGAGUUUAAAGUUAAUGAAAUCUAAGCAAGUGAAAGGUUUUGUCAUGUCGGGCUCCUUGAACUGGUCUACUCAAGCUAUGACAUCAAAUCACGAAAGCGUUAUUGUCACUUCACACCCGAACAUUGUGGGAAAGUUUGAAAAAGAAUUUGAGAGUUUAUGGGUAGAAAAUGAGCCGUUCAAUGAUAGGCACUGA
Molecule: messenger RNA, 804 nt
Organism: Amyelois transitella
Lineage: Eukaryota; Metazoa; Arthropoda; Insecta; Lepidoptera; Pyralidae
Exons: 3
Coding region: 1-804 (267 amino acids)
Biological process (GO): piRNA processing
Cellular component (GO): mitochondrion
Molecular function (GO): RNA endonuclease activity producing 5'-phosphomonoesters, hydrolytic mechanism
Source: RefSeq, a predicted model, not a curated record